Protopolystoma xenopodis is the source of this 201-nucleotide messenger RNA. The record is from the annotation of a GenBank genome assembly. NCBI's taxonomy places the organism in Eukaryota, Metazoa, Platyhelminthes, Monogenea, Polystomatidea, Polystomatidae.
AUGAAUCGAGGCUGUGUUGUAUCAUUGGCUUUGUGGCUGGUCUCUCCUACACAGGCCAUGGCGACAACCAACGAUGUCUUCAACUUUCCACCAAGUCGUGCCCAGUCUUCCCCGGCCAAGAGUCGGUCCAGUGUCUCAGUUCAGGUUUGGCUGUGUGCCGGGGGAUUGCGUGAUCCCCCUUUUCUUGCAGCGGAUACCUAG